Molecule: messenger RNA, 1984 nt
Organism: Amoebophrya sp. A25
Lineage: Eukaryota; Dinophyceae; Syndiniales; Amoebophryaceae
Source: the annotation of a GenBank genome assembly
GUAAGUUUUGUUUCUGUUGUAGUUAUACUGUAUGAUUCUCGUAGUUCUCAGUUUCAGUUGUAGUACAGGGUUCCACCUCCAGAUUUUCUCGUCGUAGUCGGACCUGCACGAUUCAACUUCCCCUGAUCAUCAUGUUCGUACCAAAUAGAAGAAGACGAUUGCAACUGUUGAACAGCACCCUGAACGAACGUAGCAACCAUUUUGAUGCUUUCAUCACCACUGCCUGCAAAUACAAGGAGGUCCUCAUCUACUAGCCGCGGCGCAACAAGGAGGUCAUCUACUAGAACAGCACUGCCUGCAAAUACAAGUACGUCUCGCUAUUGUCCGAGUAUGCGCGAAAAUUCUGCGACCGCUGGUGGCCUCCUUGAAGUCCAGAACUUCCUAGCAGAGAAGACGUCAGCAACAUCUGCUUCAAUAGUACAGGUAAAGAACUACGAGACCAAGAACAGCCAGGAUGACGAACUAAGGCUGAAAAUAGCAACCGACGAAACUUUUUUUAAGGCUCAACUUUCAUUGGUCAUUGGGGUUGGUCACUGAAGAGAUCGCAGAGGGGCUCUCCUUAGAGAACAGGGGAAAAUGAAGGGAAAAGGGAAGAGCUUUGAAGAUGGUCUCUUCCUUUCAGAAUCAGUGGCCACUGACUGCUGGCCUUUAAUGUUUACCGCAAGAGUGAUUGCAGUAUUCCGAAGUUUCAAUUGUCUUUCUACGGAAGUUGCCGUCUAGGCUGGGCUGCAUCCUCCACUUAUGACGAGACAGGAAAAAGUUUACUGCCCAUGCAAUUCCUUGUUCUUAAGUUAGAGUAGAUGAUCCAUGGUCCUCGUCGAAGAAACCACAUUCCUUGGCUACUAGGGCUCGACCAUCAUCAAUCUAUCGAAAGAAAACGGUGGGAUUCACAUUGUGGGAUGAACACGUCGAAGAUUUCUAGACUCACAUUUUCAGUAUACUAAGUACUUACGGUUUUUCGUGUCAACUUCAUCCUACUGCGCGAGAAGACAUGCUGCUGACAUUAAGCCGCCUAUCGGUAGGGCAGGGAAACCUGAAAGCGGACCUGUUUGAUGAUCGUGUUGCUGGGGAAGAUCUGAGGAGUCAUCUGACUGCUGGAAAUGGACAAAAAGUCGGAAACGUGAACCCGAAGACAUCUUGGGCCUUUUCCUGGGUUCGUCCAGGUUGGGGACUCUUAAACUGCAAAAAACAGCCGAAACACGUAGCCCCUGAAGCAGAUGGACACUUGAAGUUAUGCUAUUCUUAGUGAGAGAGUGGUGGCUGUGUGUAGUUGGAGGGCCUUGGGAUUGGGUGCGAUUCAUGAUUGCACAGAAACAGAUAUACAACCAAUAUACUUAUGCUGUUUCAUGAUCAUGUUCCUACUGCUACAAGACACACGAGCAGCAUAUUCGCACUCUCCUGUAGACCACAUCACCACUGAAGCAACGUCUAACAAGAGAAGCCUCAAAAGCGGACAUCCAUACCCGCUUGCAUGUGGAAUUGAUGCAAAAUUGGUAUCGGAUUCUCUCGAACACCACCUUUGUUAUGGCGAAGUAAGACUAAGACUAAGAGCGGUGUGAGACUAGGUGAAGAUUUCUUAUAGCGCACGGACUUCUUAUUUGUGGCACCGACCCGACGUUGUACUUGUAGUAACAGAACAGCUUACAACCUGUUGUUCUGUCCCGUUAGAGGUACAAGAACGCAACAUCGCCUUCUAUUUUCUGCAGAAGAUGUACAAGUAGACUUCGCCUUCUAGUACUCAAGAUCUCGCGGCGACCUGCUAAUCUCGCGACCUUCUUCUUUCAUUCUGUAGACGUAGUCGUACUUAGUUGACUUGAACUUGAUGGAGGGUCUUCUACUUCUAAGAUUCCCCUUCUUCCACGGGGUGAUCUUGAACUUGAUGGAGGGUCUUCUACUUCUAAAAUUUCCCUUCUUCCACGGGGUGACGGCAGGGCCAUGUAUCGGAUACAGGAGGCUUUGGCAGCUGGCGCCAUUCCUGUGCUGA